Molecule: messenger RNA, 1414 nt
Organism: Megalops cyprinoides (Indo-Pacific tarpon)
Lineage: Eukaryota; Metazoa; Chordata; Actinopteri; Elopiformes; Megalopidae
Product: zinc finger protein with KRAB and SCAN domains 1-like
Exons: 2
Coding region: 132-1199 (355 amino acids)
Biological process (GO): regulation of transcription by RNA polymerase II
Molecular function (GO): RNA polymerase II cis-regulatory region sequence-specific DNA binding; DNA-binding transcription factor activity, RNA polymerase II-specific
Source: RefSeq, a predicted model, not a curated record
UGCCUCAGUCGCUGCUUAUCAAAAAGGAGGGACUUGAUGAAGACUUAGAGAACAAUGAUCCACAGAGAGGACUGAAGACCAGAGAAAAGAGAGCUGAAGAUUUGGGUACGGAUUGUGGGGAAAGGAUUCCUAUGGCAGACACACAGACUGCCCCUGCUAAAGACACAGAGGAGCUCACUGAACAGCACAGGACCGGACAUAGUGCUUGGGAAGACAGUGGACUGGACACUGUCCUCAAAGCAGAGCCAGAGAACGAUGUUGUGGACCAGAGACUCCAGGAUACAGGAUGUGAACUCCGAGCAGAAAGACUGAUCAAUCUGAGCUAUGAGUAUGUUACAUAUGGGAGAUCCAGUCAACAGCAGGCUUUCUUCGGACAAGGGAUCACCACAAACGAAGAUCCAGCGUGCUCUUAUGGCACUGUAACAGAUUCUGAGAGCUUGCCGGUUGACUCGGGCCUACGGACUGUUGAAAAGGAUGCUAAUAUCCCCCCUAUAGGAUCUCUUGAUGUGAAACCAGGGGCUGUAAUAGUAGACUCUGCACCAAAUAUGUCAGAGAAUGACAUGAUUUCAGGAACUGUUUACACAAAGCACAGACAUUACAAAGAACACAGGGACAUUACAAGAACAAGAGAGGAAUUACUGGCAGAAAGUGUUACUCUUAUGUGUUCACCACAUUCAAGAAUGACAGUGAAAGAGAACAUUGCACUGUCAAAAUCAAAUGCCCAAGAUGUUAUUGGAUAUGCCCUCCAUGAUGAAAGCUUUACUACAUCAAAAAAGGAUAUGGCCUGCCACAAAGCUAGUGCAAGAGAGAGACGUUUCAUUUGUUCAUAUUGUGGCAAGAGCUUCACGUGUCCAAAAAAUCUUGAAACACAUCAAAGAGUUCACACAGGAGAAAAACCAUUUAGUUGCACUCAGUGUGGGAAGCGAUUUUCUGAUUCAAGUAACCGCAAAAGACAUCAGAUUAUUCACACUGGAGAGAGACCAUACAGUUGCACAUUGUGUGGAAAGAGGUUUACUCAGUCAAGCUGUCUAAUAGCUCAUCAGAGAGUCCACACUGGAGAGAAACCAUUUAGCUGUACCCAGUGUGGGAAACGGUUUGCUGACUCAAGUAAUCUUAAAAGACAUCAGAGUGUUCACAUUGGAAAGAAACCAUUAAGUUGUACACUCUGGGAUGAGUUUAAUUGCCUCCAACCAUCAUAAAAUAUCACAAUUAAGGGAAAGUAUUUACUGGUCCAUUUUGGGAUGAGAUCCAUACACCACUGUAGCCUCAGCCUUCACUGAAAUUGUCAGAUGUGACCAUUGACAAACUUGUGUUCAUUUUCUCCACAGAUUAUUGGGUUAUUUAACAUUAAAUACAGUGACUCAGCAUGUGGACCAAAAACAUGCACAGACUAAAAAGCCAUAAAGGCUCAUAA